This is a messenger RNA of Postia placenta MAD-698-R-SB12, 1539 nucleotides long. RefSeq lists its product as hypothetical. Lineage: Eukaryota; Fungi; Basidiomycota; Agaricomycetes; Polyporales; Adustoporiaceae. The record is from RefSeq and is a predicted model, not a curated record. Bases 1 to 1539 code for a protein of 512 amino acids. The transcript is spliced from 8 exons.
AUGGCAGUCGUGAUCCUGGAUGUACUUAUACCACCUCCCGCCGUUGGCUUGCUAUCCGAAGCCCAGCGUCUCACAUCUAAUAGCACACCUAUCAUGAGUUCAGCAAUCCUUAUGUCCGUCGUGAAGCUUGCUGCGUCGGAAAUUUUCAGUGCGAUCAAGAAGAACAUAUUCAAACCCGCGUCCGACGGUAUAGAUGAGAUCCUCAAGGGACAGGAGCAAAUCAAAGAUCUCAUCAAGGAAGUUAGCCACCAGGUGGCCCUCCGUGAAUCUAUGAAUCUCAUCUACUACUGGACGAACCGUAUGGGGGAGAUCUUGGACGAGAUGGAGCGGAACAACCAGACCGCCGACGAUAGCGCGGCUUACCAAGAGCUCAUGUCCGCUCUGCGGAGCGAAUCAUCCGGCAUUCGCUUCCAGACGUUCUGCGUUUACACGGCCAUAUCGGGCCUCCCAGGCCCAUUGGGCGGCGAGGGGUAUCUCGGCUUCUGGGACGAACAGGCAUACAAGAAGCUUUCCGAUCCGACCGACUCGAAGUACACCCUCAAAAACUACGUCGAUGAUCUAGACUCUUCCCUUGAAGCCGUCGCCCGUCUCCUCCGCCAUGGGCUCAUGUUGAGUCUCUUCGUCGCCUCUGACGAGGUCGACGCCAAUAAGUUGAGAGAUGAUUGUGGAGGCCGCAUCACAUUCUUUCAGACUACUCUCUACGACACUUACUACCCUAUCGGCCUUCGAGAACUCAAGCCCAGUGGGUACAACGAUCGUGGAGAACAGCACGGCCAGUGGUACCGUCUCGACAAAGAAGGAGCUAGCAAACGCCUCCGUGUCACGCGCCAAAUGAUCAACGAGAUAGUCGUGGGCAGUGGAAACGAUUCCGACAAAAGCGCAGGUUUCCAGUUCAUCCAGGAUACAGUCCCUCUGGGGCUACUCCAGAUGGUUUGCGGAGUCGAUGACCGUGGAAACCGUCGGGUCAAUUACUAUGACCGCGUUGGAAAUAUGGGGAUGCGGGAGCGCGCUUGGAGCACAAACACAGACAAGACUUGGUCGGCGCUCGUCCUUUUCAAAUGGAUUCCCAUCGACGUAAACCGUGAGGAGUCUAGGUGGUCUCUUCGCUUAGCUCCAUUCAUUGCCUCGACGGGGCGCGCUCAGGACGACGGCCGGGGAACAUUCGGUGCUCACUUCACUUUUGACAUUUGUAUUCAAGGUGCUCUUUAUCAUGAAGGGCCGCCGGAUGCCGAUCCGGAUGCCGAUUCAGGAAAACCGAUAUAUAUUCAGAUGGUAGUCGUAUAUCCAGCCCACUUCCUCUUCCGUGGACACGCUUUGCGAUGCGAGCGAAGACCGCCUACAGCACGACGCGAGAUACUCGGUCAAAUUUCGAAGGAUCUAGGCGGUGGCGCGGAUUCUGUGAGAUCGACAAGAUGUGAGGAGCGGUUCGCACGAGUACCAUCAACAUCAACCACAUCUCCUUUGAUAGCCCUGAGUGAUGAUUGUGGAAGUCAGCCAUCUGAUGCACCCGCAGGGAAGGCGCUAGAUACGACUACGUAG